AUAAAAUUCAAACAGUAACUGCAAUAGUUCAUUUGUUUGGGGAUUAUUUUUUGCCAUUUGGUGCACUGGUGAAUAUUUACAGCAGCAGUGUGUGCAUGUAAGAGGGAUUGACUUACUGCUCAUGUUCAUGGUAAUAAAGAAACAUAUUCCCCAGUCCUCACUGAUAUUAAGUUUGGGUUUUUUACUAGACUGUUUUGUUUUCAUGCUACAUGUUGCACUUUUUACAUAAAAUGAUUACAUAUCUUUAUUAAAAUUACACUUAACUCAAUUAUUUGAAUCCAAUGUUCAAACUAGGAUGUGAAUUGCAGCACCUCAGUCAGUUGUUUUUGUGUUAUACAAGUAUGAAUACAAGCACAAUGAGCAGGUUAACUAUGUCUGCAAGAAUGGUUAUGAAGGACGUUUCAUUCUAACUUACGGGAAUGCAGAUUGGAUUGGGAAUCCCCGUUGUACAAGUAAACCGUGUGAAAAGCUUGACAUCAUCAAUGCAAACCUGAUCCGCAAUGAAAAGCAAAGUUACAACCACGGUGAAAGAGUCGGAUAUGCAUGCAGAGAUGACAGUGACAGAAGAUUUAGUAUUACCUGUGAGCUAGGUGUUUGGACUGGAGUUCAGAUGUGUGAAGAGCUUUUGGGUUGCGAGCCACCACCAGCCCUUGAUCAUGGAGACAUCAAAUACACUAUCAAAAGUCAGUACAACCAUAAUGAAAUGGUUGAAUACAUGUGUCAGUUGUACCACACCAUGGAGGGUGAACCUAACAGAAUCUGCAUCAAUGGUGAAUGGACCGGACAUAUGAGAUGCCUCAAGCCCUGUAUUUUGAAUGAAGACGACACUAGACAACAUAACAUUACUUUAAAAUUGAGUGACAAGAAAUUCUUUCUUCAUGAUGAAAUAAUGGAGUUUGAGUGUGCCCAUGGCGUACCUGUCGGUGACUUGGCGAUGCGUCUAAGGUGUAAUAGUGGUGUGGUUCUGCUGCCUACUUGCCAAUAAGAGUUUUUGUUAACUGGAAGAAAUGGACAGAGAAAAGAGUGACAUGAGUUUCUGUUUCAUUUGCAUCAGUGUUGUUGAAUUUUCAAUAAAACAUUAAUGUGUACUCAGA
Messenger RNA from Scomber japonicus (chub mackerel), 1094 nucleotides. RefSeq names its product complement factor H-related protein 2-like. Bases 611 to 985 code for a protein of 124 amino acids. NCBI's taxonomy places the organism in Eukaryota, Metazoa, Chordata, Actinopteri, Scombriformes, Scombridae. The record is from RefSeq and is a predicted model, not a curated record. The transcript is spliced from 4 exons.